AUGGAUUAUGACCUGUGUGAAAAUUUUGAUAUAGUAAUUCAAAAUUAUCCCGAUAAAAUAAAUUCUGAAGAAUGUGAUAUUCAUAAUAUAGAUGGUAUUGAGGAAUACUGCCCUCAUGGGAAUUCAGGAAACAACAAAUGCAUUACUGAGCUCGAUAAAAUAAAUGCUGCAUGCUUAUGGUUGUUCGAGCAAAAUAUUUCUCAUAGGAUUGAUGAUUUAAGUAGUGAACAUGUUAAAGCGUUUAUUAUAUACAUUAUGAUAUGGUUAAAUUAUAUGUUAAACCUAAAGAAAGAUGAAAAAAACAACCUAAAUGAUUUGUAUACUAAUCAUAUAGAAAAUAUUGAGAAUUAUACUAAAUGUAAAAAUUAUGAUAAUGAUUGUAGUAAUACAUUAAAAGAAAAAACGGGAUAUAAUAAUUUUAAGGAAAUCAUAGCUAAAAAUAUGGAUUUUGAAGAUAUAUCUAAAUUUUAUGAAGCAUUUAAAUUAUUAUGUAAAAUACAUACUGAAUCUAAUGAAAACAAUCUAGAAUGCACGAAAUAUUUGGAAUAUGCAAAUAAGAUAGUUGACAAAUUUAAAGAACUUAAUGGAAAUUCUAGUGUUACUGGAAACACUUCAUAUAGUCAAGUAUGGUCUACUUUAUCAACUGAUUAUGAUAAUUUAAAAAAUAAAUAUAAUGGUAUUAAUUGUAUGAAUAUUCCAUCGUUUCCAUCGAUAAAAAGAACACAACAGCACGUACAAAGUUCUGGUGUUACAUCAUCAAGCUUGUCGAUAUAUUCGUUAUUUGGAUUACGGAAGAACUCAAAAACAAUAUUUAAGAGAAAAGCUAAAACAGUAAAGAAAAUGGAUCAUUAA
Molecule: messenger RNA, 852 nt
Organism: Plasmodium yoelii
Lineage: Eukaryota; Apicomplexa; Aconoidasida; Haemosporida; Plasmodiidae
Product: PIR protein
Exons: 3
Coding region: 1-852 (283 amino acids)
Source: RefSeq, a predicted model, not a curated record